Messenger RNA from Fundulus heteroclitus (mummichog), 2908 nucleotides. RefSeq names its product NXPE family member 3. The record is from RefSeq and is a predicted model, not a curated record. The coding region runs from base 1 to 1692 and encodes 563 amino acids. Lineage: Eukaryota; Metazoa; Chordata; Actinopteri; Cyprinodontiformes; Fundulidae. The transcript is spliced from 7 exons.
AUGAAGUACCGGAGCAGAGGUGGAGCAGACCCUGCCAGCUUCUGCACCAAGCUCUUGAACACUACGGACCGGCGACGAGAGCAGAAAGAGGAUAAAGUGAGUGCCAAUGUUACUCUGAAGCUUUCCACUGAGUUAUCCAAGCCAACCAGCAUUUGUUCCUUUGAUUCACCUAAGGAGGUUCUUGUUUUGGACUGCCUCAGAGAUGCAAUUUUUUGGCCUGAAACCCCAUUAUUAAAAUCAAAAUUUUCCCUGAAUGACACUAGUGAUCCUGCUCAUAGCACCUUCACCAUUCUCCCACGAAACGGAGGGGGAAGUUGGCAAGUAGGGGAUCAGCUGAGGGUUUCGAUAAGAAUCUGUGACUUUCAUGGGCGCCCUAAGAAGUCUGGAGGAGAUUUUCUACUUGCUCGGCUGCACAAUCGUACUUUUCUUGCAGGAGUGGCAGGGCAUGUUGAGGAUCAUCACAAUGGUUCCUACUCUGCUGUGUUCUCUUUACUCUGGGAAGGAAAUGCACAAGUUGAGGUGACCCUAGUUCACCCCAGUGAAGCAGUCACAGUACUACAAAAACUGACACAGGAGCAGCCUGACAGAAUCUACUUUCAAAGUUUCUUUCGGUCAGGCUCAGUCACGGAAACUACCACUUGUAACAUAUGCCUUAAUGCAAACCAGCAGAAGCUGUGCAACUACACUGACAUAAACACGGGUGAGCCGUGGUUCUGCUACAAGCCAAAGAUAUUAGACUGUGACGCCAGGAUCUCCCAUGCCAAAGGAGGAUUCAGACAAAACAUCACAGCUAUGGAGGAAAAGCUUUUUCAAAGUGGUGUCAACAUGAAAGUCUCCAUUCCAGCUUCAGGACCUGCAAACGUCAUUGUUUUGCCAAAACCAAAAGGUGGAAACCAAAGUACUGUUGAGACCAGAGCAACUGGUUAUUACUACCAGGGUGCAUGGCAAGCACUAGAUGGCACCGCAGUUCAACAGUUUAACUCCACAGCAAUCAGCCAGUGUCUGAAAGGCAAAACUGUUUACAUCUAUGGGGACUCCACUGUUAGGCAGUGGUAUGAAUACUUAACCAAGGCGUUACCAGAGCUCAAGGAGUUUGAUCUGCAAAGCUCAAAGCAAACUGGUCCUUGUAUGGCUUUGGAUUUUGUGAACAAAGUUUUGUUGACGUUCCGCAGCCACGGCCCUCCCAUCCGUUUUGGCAGCAUGCCUGUCAGUCAGCUGCAUUACAUUGCCAAUGAAUUAGAUCGUGUGGCUGGGGGGUCAGACACUCUUGUGGUUAUAGGCAUCUGGUCUCACUUCAGCACUUUCCCUAUUGAGGUGUACAUCAGACGUCUGCUGAACAUUCGAAGAGCAGUGGUGAGACUCUUGACCAGAGCUCCUGCUACAAUGGUCAUCAUCAGGACUGCAAACCCCAAAGAGCUGACACUUUACGAAACUUUGACUAACAGUGACUGGUUUUCGCUACAGCGUGAUAAGGUACUAAGAGCUAUAUUUGAAGGAGUGAAUGUCCGACUAGUAGAUGCUUGGGAGAUGAUCCUGGCUCAUCACCUUCCACACAAACUCCAUCCCGAGUCUGACAUAAUUAAGAACAUGGUUGAUGUUCUUUUAUCCUAUAUAUGUCCUAUAGCUGGGAGUUUUAAAAGUUCCUUCAAAAAACUGGAUUCUAGGCCAGAGAUUUGUAUUGAGAAAGUGUAGGUUCUAAUGAACGAUUGCACCUACUUCUGUCUUAUGGCAAUGACUGGACUUACUGACCAAACCAAAAGCACCAUAGGUGACGUUCCCUGAAAAUGUCUUUUCAGAUUAGGUUCUGUAUAGUUAUAUGUAUUAGUUCCUUCAGCUGUUGUAGAGAGAUUGACGAUGAGCCUAUGGAAAAGGGAAUGAAUUGAUAGAGCGGGGGAAUACUAUUUUAGCUAAUUUUAGCUAUUUUAAGCAACAGUAAACAGGCUUAAAUUUGCUUGUGUCAUUUGUACAACAGAACUGAAGAUGGGUUUUGAUGGGAUUUUCCUGUUCAUGUUGUGGUUGAAUGAUUUUGAAUUAGUUGAUCCAGCUGGUGUCCUCUGCUAGUGCAACAUUUGCGUAAGUCGGAUUUUUUUAUGUUUUUGGCUGAGAAAACCAUGACAAACUAAACUAUUGUCUCUUAUGGCAGUGUGGAGGUUAAUACCUGCUAACUGUUGACAGUUUCAGUUUGAAUUAUUUCAAAAGUGCUAAAAUUAGAUAAACUUGGAAUAAUUCUGUCUAGCUUUAGCCUUUUACCACUCAAAUGUAUUUUUUUGUAUUCUAAAAUUAAUAUAACAUCUUCCUACUAAAGGUAAAAGAAAUAUUAGAUAUCUGCUGUUAACCAUGGUGAGGAAUCUGACUGCUCAUAUGUGUUCCACUUAAUUUACUCCUAAAAAAUCUUGAUGAUUCAAUGAUAAUGUUUAAGUAUAGAUGUAGAUGUAGAUGACUAUUCAAGAUCCCCAAUGCAUGUUCAAUCCUGCAUCUAUCAACGUAUAUUGCAUUCACACUUGCCUUAUUUUAAAUCAGAAAAGUCUUGGACUGAAAUCUAUGGAGUCAGUGUGGCUUCAAUGAGGCAUUUAUUCUUUUUUCUCCUUGGCUGAGUUACUACUGAGGAUGUAGGCCCUAUUGGAAAAUGAAUAUUAAAAUACAUAUGGUCAAUUCAAUGCCAGUUAACAAAAAAGAACAUAGGGCUGGGCGAUGUGGCUUAAAAAUUGCAGAUUUUACUAUUCCAAAUCCGAUUAAUCGUUUUUUUUCCUCCUUUUUGUGUCACAAAAAUAAAUUAAAUAAAUUAUUUUGAAAACUUGCUUUCAUGUCAAGUAUUUUGCCUGGGAGUUGACCUGAAUUCAAAGUGCUACUAAAUACAUGCUGUAAAACAAGAUGGUGGCCAUGCCGUGGUAAACAAUGAAGAUAUAAC